CUCACUGAAGUCGAAGAGGAAACCACGGGCGGGGCUGUUUGCACGUAAAGUGUGCGCGGCGGCCGACUUGAGGGAUAAAACACUGCAGCAACUCCUCUUCAGUGACCUUCGGAAAGCAAAGGCGGCGAUGGUGACCAAGCUGCAGAACAGCCGGCGAAGAGCGAAGCUGCUGCAGACAGCGAUGCCAAACCCUCAACCACAACUAUUGAGAGACACAUCUCCAUCCACACUAAACUGGAAGGCCUCGAGAUGCUGGUUGAACUCAGUGGUGCGGGACGGAAGUCGUGUCCUCUGUGUCCUGAGGAGAAGUUUAAAGCCUGCUACAGCCACAAGCUCCGCCGACACCUGCAGAACCUCCACUGGAAAGUCUACGUGGAGUUUGAAGGCCAGAGGAUGUGCAUCUGCCACCUGCCCUGCAGAAACCUGAAGCCCAGCCUCAGUGGAGAUCAGGCCUCGGGGAGACACGUGGCUCACUACCACUGUGUCGUGUGUUCUGUCACCAUCGCCCGUAAGACGGACAUGGUCAGCCACCUGAAGCGACACGUCAACAAAGGAGAGACUGAAGCCAGCUACUCCGGGAGCUCGGACACCACGUUCGAGGAGCCGGCAGCUCCCUCCGGCCAGGCGUAUGAAAUCAUGAAAGAACUCGGAACCAACGUCCAGCUCCUCCCAAACCACACCACCCCGCAGAAGAGUGACACCUACUUCAACCGCAAGAUGAAGACCAACAGGCAGCUGGUGUUUUGUUCGCUGGCUGUUCUGGCUGAAGAGAGAAACCCGCUCGAGUGUCUGGAUGCUUUUGGAGCCACAGGGAUUAUGGGCCUCCAGUGGGCGAAGCACCUCCGUAACGCCGUCAAAGUGACCAUAACGGAUAUCAGCGACACGUGUGUCAAAAUGAUCAAAGAGAACUGCGAGCUCAACAACAUCCGGGUGGACGGAUGCUCGCGAGGACCCCGGGGGCCCGACGUGGCCGGCAGUGAAGCCAAGGGAGUGCCCAUCGCUACGGUGGAGGUGGCCAAGAUGGACGCAAAUGUCAUCAUGCACCUGCGGCCCUUCGACUACAUUCACUUGGAUCCGUAUGGGACGGCGGUGAACUACCUGGACGCCGCCUUCAGGAACGUCCGGAACUUGGGCAUCAUCUCUGUGACGUCCACCGACACGGGCUCUCUGUACUCCAAGUCUCCCAACGUCACCCUGCGUCACUACGGCUGCCACAUCGUACGCACCGAGUACUACAAAGAGCUCGCUGCACGCAUGGUCAUAGCCACCGUGGCCAGAGCGGCGGCUCGCUGCAACAAAGGCAUCGAGGUGCUGCUGGCGGUGGCGUUGGAGCAUUUUGUCCUGGUGGUGGUGAGAGUCCUCAGGGGUCCAACACAGGCUGACGAGUCAGCGAAGAAGUUAAGGAAACUGGUCCACUGUCAGUGGUGCGAAGAGAGAGUCUUCCUCAAACUGGGCAACAUGGUGGACGACACGCUGCCCUGCAACUGUCACGGAAGUCUGCCUGGAAAGACAGCGGUGCAGCUGGGUCCAUUAUGGUGUGGUGGUCUGUUUAACACGGGCUUCCUGAGGAGGAUGCUGUCGGCGGCGGUGCAGCACAGUAUGGACGACAUCCAGCCGCUCGUCAAAACUCUGAUCUGUGAGUCCGAGUGCACCACCCUCAAGUCUUUGGUCCACGGGGCGUCCGCUCUCACUAACCAGGUGGAGUGUGGCGUCGUCAUUAAGACCUUGCAGAGCGGAGAUGAGUCGGGUCCUGCUGAUCAGUCUGGGAAGAGAAAGACCGGAGAGGAGUCUGGAAAUGUAGUGAAGAAGCUGAAGUCUGAUGCCUCUCUGGAACAUCCGCCCUUCUACUACAGCAUCCACCGCCACAGCAUCAGAGGCAUGAACAUGCCCAAGUUGAACAAGUUUCUUCAGUACCUGACGGAGGCCGGCUUCAGGGUGAGUCGGACUCACUUUGAUCCUACGGGGGUUCGAACCGACGCCACGCUGGAGCAGUUUAAAUCGGUCCUCACAAAGUACAGCGUCCCCACGUACUCCACCGCGACUCAGACGAGUGUGACCACAGAGAAAACGGUGUGAGACAAACCAGCAGGGCCGAGGUCGACUCACACCCCUGAGAGGAAACUCCCAACAAAGUCAGUCCGCUCUCAGACUCUCGCCUCGUUUCUAAUCCGACUCUACUGCUUCUGUUCGCCUAAACACAGUUCUGACUGCACUGAUAUCCAAACAAACCCACCAACUUCUCUGUAUUUGGAUUUGCUUUUACUAGAACAAAGUAGAAAGUCUUUAAUAAAACCAAAAAAAUAAUGUGAAUUUUUAUUAAAACUGCAAAACCAACCUGAUCCUGCAGCACAGAUGAGCCCGAUUUAUAUAUUUAUUUCAGAUUCUUCUUGAAAAUUCAUGUUGCAAAAAGCUUUUUUUCUUCUCUAGCUGGUUUAUUGUUUGUUGUUUUGUGUCUCCCUUCUUAUUAAAACAUAAUAAAAUAUUUCUGCAAAGCCUGAAUUUGCUGAUUUCUCAGGUA
This is a messenger RNA of Micropterus salmoides (largemouth bass), 2518 nucleotides long. It is a transcript of the gene trmt1l, whose product is annotated as tRNA methyltransferase 1-like. Lineage: Eukaryota; Metazoa; Chordata; Actinopteri; Centrarchiformes; Centrarchidae. The record is from RefSeq and is a predicted model, not a curated record. Gene Ontology annotation, biological process: tRNA N2-guanine methylation. Bases 250 to 2076 code for a protein of 608 amino acids. The transcript has 16 exons. Gene Ontology annotation, cellular component: nucleus. Gene Ontology annotation, molecular function: RNA binding.